AUGCAUGCAGAACAAUAUCGGAAAGACUGGAGCCACUCCGAAAAAAUAAUUCACAAAUAUCUUGGUGUGACUUGGAUCGGGACCAAUCAUCGAGAUUAUGAGAAAGGAGAGGGGGAUCCCUAUCAUUAUUUCACAUAUGGUGCUGGCUGUUCUGUCGUGGAGAUUGACUGUCUGACAGGGGAACACCAGGUACUGAGUGCGGAUAUUGUGAUGGACGUUGGCAAGAGCCUGAACCCUGGAAUAGACGUAGGACAGAUAGAGGGCGCCUUCGUCCAGGGGUACGGUUGGUUGACCACCGAGGAGAUCAUCGUGGAACCCCAUGGCCAAUACAAUGUUUCCGGGCCAGUAGAUUACAAGAUCCCAAAUGUUAAAGGUAUUCCAAGAGACUUCAAAGUGUCAAUUUUAAAGGACUGUCCAAACGAACGCGCUGUGUAUUCAUCGAAGGGAAUAGGCGAGCCGCCACUGGUUCUAUCAGUUUCAGUGUAUUUGGCCCUUAGAAACGCCAUCAAUUCUGCUAGAUUCGACGCUGGUUUACCUCCAGUAAGAAGACUAAACAUUCCACUUACAGUUGAAACAAUAAGGAUGGCAUGCCCGUGAACUGAUGUGGUCGCCGCGAUCUAAGUUCUGUAAAUUAACCUGGAAUUCAUUGUGAUCUGUAUCUGACUUGUGACGAAUGCUCGCGAAAGCGAAACCAUGUUGUUAUGUUUACGGUGGUGGCGUCGUCAAUAUCUCGCUUUAAAGUUUAACGUUUAGGUAUGUUACUAAAAUUUGUAGGCUGAACUUUUAGUCCAGAUUCGAUUAUACAGAGAUUACUUUGUGGACAUCUCAGUGCGUCCUUCAUUUACAAAAUAUUAUAAGGAAUUUACGGUCGGGUGGAUCUGGAAACUUGGUAUACGGAACUCUGACCUAGUUUCGUGUUUAACUGACUUUCCCAAAAAAAUAUCAAGGCUGUUUUAACCAAACCAAAAUAGUGUGUGUUAUGAACAUUGUAUGACACCUUUUAGAUCAUGAUUUUAUUGAUUUAUCUAUUUAUGCAUUUGUUCCUUAGAAGUUGAGUGGGUACGUCACUGAGUUACACGUGAUUGUGUCGCGGGUUAGAAUCCUGAAGGCCUUUGAUUGACCCCGAUUCCGGGCGACCGUCCUUUCGUUCGUUCGUCCGUCCGUCCGUCCGUCUGUGUGUCUGUCUGUCAGUCAACUCAAUUUUCCCCUCUUUUCUCAGCCAUGCUUUAAGGUAUGUUUGUAAAAGUUGGUACGUUGCUUUAGUAUGAGUAGCUACAGAUCAAAUUCGAGUUUCUGAUGUUUUUGGUCAAGAUCAUUAUUACAGGGCCGGUAAGGGACAUGUAUUGCUUUAACAAUAACCAUUUUUCGUGUUCAACGACGAAACAUUGAUUUUAGGAAUUGUUGAGCAAAUAUGAGUCUUUGACAAGAGAGUAGCUUUUGGGCCCCGCGAUACCCGUGUACAUUUAUGUGAACAAUCAAGAAUGAAGAGAGUUACCUCCCUUUCCGAAACAGUCAUCCUGACUUAAUAUUAGUUAUAUCACAGUCAUUAGAAUAUAAGUCUGUGGUUAUC
This is a messenger RNA of Pecten maximus, 1570 nucleotides long. Its product is annotated as xanthine dehydrogenase/oxidase-like. Lineage: Eukaryota; Metazoa; Mollusca; Bivalvia; Pectinida; Pectinidae. The transcript has 5 exons. The record is from RefSeq and is a predicted model, not a curated record. Gene Ontology annotation, molecular function: iron ion binding; oxidoreductase activity. The coding region runs from base 1 to 597 and encodes 198 amino acids.